Molecule: messenger RNA, 3255 nt
Organism: Danaus chrysippus (African queen)
Lineage: Eukaryota; Metazoa; Arthropoda; Insecta; Lepidoptera; Nymphalidae
Source: the annotation of a GenBank genome assembly
AUGGCUGAUAAAGAACAAGUAAUCCAGGCACUUAGAGCAACACUUCUUUCAGUGAAAGGAGCUAUAACAAUAAAACAAUGCAACAGAGAUUAUAGAGAAUUACAAGGGGAAUGGAUUCCUUUCAAGAAGUUAGGUUAUCCAACACUUGAAAAAUUAUUCCAAGAUGUCCCCGGAUUUAAAAUUACUCAAGUGAAUGGAGAUUGGGUUGUUGAUGCUAUUGCAAGCCAGGAAACACAACACAUUGCUUCUAUGGUAGCCCGUCAGAAAACAAACAAAAAGCAGAUAAUCAAAUUAAAUCAUACUAACCGCUUUCCAAAAAAGCAAGGAUCGUGGAGAAAGCCAACUCACACAUCUAAUUACACAUCGAGUUACAACAAUCAAUACUCAAACCAGUAUUACAGAGUAAAAACAACACCAUUCAACAAUAACAGUUACAAUGGAGGCAAGUAUUACAAGAACAACAAAUCAAUUGAUUCAAAGAAUUCUUCUAUUACUUCCAAAACGUCAACAAAAGGUACUGAAAAUCAGGAUAAACCUGUGUUAAAGAGUGUUAAUUCUUCAUCUCAGAUCAUUCAAAAGUCAAAUAUAAUAUCAGAUGAUUAUAAACAUUCCAUUAAAAAUGAGAAAGAGACUGAUUCAAAACCCAAUCGAAAGUUUUCUGCUUCCCAAAGAUUAUCAAAGCUAUGUGACAGAUUGAGUACAGUUGACUUGAUACCGCUGCAGCUGCCAGCUCACAAUAAUUUAUUGGAUAGUACUGAUCCAGUGAGUGGUGCAUGUCCUCCACCGAAAUUAGAGCCACCUCCAGAUUCAACGGCUGUGGAGAAAUUGGAAUGGACUUGUCGCAAGCUGGGUCUGCCCCCGCCCGUCUAUAAAGUUAAUGAUAUACGACCAAAACGAGGACCCGUCAGUUAUGCCUGUAAUAUCAAGGUGGGGACGUACCACUCUAUGUCAUACCCGGUGCUGUCUCCGUCCGAGGAGGCGGCCCGGGAGCUGGCUGCUGUGAACCUCCUGGCGCAGGUCGAGAGCCUCGAAGCGGGCGGGCUGGUGACGGCGAGCGCCGCCUCCGCUGUGGCCGGACUCACUUCACUGGUCGCUGAACAUUCCGCCGGGUUACUGGCCAAACACGUUCCACACCAGUACAGGGAAAAAUAUGGAGAAAAUUUGCCAAACAAUUGGUUGGAGCUCAUAGAGAACUGUCCAUACAUUUUAAAGGAUAGAGUAGCAAAUGACCUUUUAGUUCUUCUUCCUAAUAUCGAGGAACCUACUUCUCCGCGAGUAGAAAAUUUCCACCAGGAUAACACUCUCGACACAGAUCUGCCACCAUUGCAGUUCCCAGAGGAUGAUUUUUGGAAUGUUUUCAUUACUGUAGCAAACUCUACUUUAGAGGUCUGGCUCAGAAUUAUCGGACCACAAUACAGCGACGCUUUCGAAGUACUUCUAGUGGAUAUGGCAACUUAUUACGAACACUCUGGAACUACUGUCGAUAAAUCCAUGAUAAUAAUAAAUGCUUGGUAUGCAGUUAAUCUGAACGACGGUGGAUGGCAACGAGCGAAAAUAUUAGAAAUCGAAGACGAAACAGCGACCGUGUUCUUAGGAGACCACGGAGACGACGAUACAGUAUAUUUUAAGAAUAUCAAGAUACUAGAACCUCAGUUUAGAAAAUUACCGGCGCAGGCGAUCCUGUGUCGUUUGGAAGGUGCGGAGGAAUUGGCGGCGAGUGAGGCGGGCGCGGCGUUGGUGAGGCGGAGGCUGCCCGGGGAGGUGCUAGUAGCGGCGCCCGGACCAAGACACGACCCCACAGACCCCUCCGUGGCCGUCGUUCUAUACGACACCUCCACGCCGAGAGACCUCAACCUCAAUAAGGAGAUAGUACACGACUUCGCCAUCUCCGGCGCGUUCACACUCACACAGAAGCUGUGUGAGGUGGAGGUUGGUUGUGUGACGGAGGAGGGUCGCGUGUGGGUCUCUCGUGCGGGCGGGGCGGAGAAUGUUCGCGCGGCCCUGGCGCUGCUCACCUCCGGGCCGUACCGCCGCCCGCUACCAGCUGCACCACACGCUCCCCCCACUACACCCAACGCGCUAUACAUUGUGCGAACAUUAGCUGGUGACUGGGUCCGCUGCAUCAUUAUCAGUGGUUUAGACGGUGAGGGUACGGUUCGCACUCAGCUGGUCGACAGCGGUCUGAUCCUUCGUGCUCCACUCUCUUCCCUUGUACCGCUUCAAGCCUUCUCACCCGCUCUCAACGAGUACCCGUACCAGGCAAAGCAGGUUCGUCUUGGUCCUGCGGAGCGUGCGGCCGGCAGUAUGGUGUCCCGUUUGCGAGACAUGUUGCUAGGAGCGAGCGUGUUGUGUCGCGCGCUGCCAGGCCCCGCCCCCCCGGCCGGCGCCCCGCCCAACGUGGAGCUGUACGCGCGCUGGGGACCUCAACACAUGCUGGCCUCCGUCAACGAUGGAAUACUCAUGGAGUACGAGCUGAUACAACUAGGAAAAUUAGAAGAGAAAAAGGAGGGUGACUCAACGAAUCAUCUGGAAGCUUUGCAUAGAAAGAAGGAGCGUAUCUUCGGUACGGGGUCUGCGGGGGACGGAGGGGGGCCGGCGGGGGGCGGGGAGGCUGCACGGAGCUCCUUACCGGCGCCGCAGCUCCCCGCUAAAGGGACCUGCAUCGAUGUGUACGUCGCCAUGGCGGCAAACCCGUGGAACUUUGUGGUCCAGCCCAACGUGACCAGGAAAAUGCUACAAACAAUGAUGACUUCGUUGCAAGUGGAAUGCCCAAAGCUGCCGGAAACUGAUGCUCCUACGAGUCCCGUCAGUGGCGAACUGUACACGGCCUUCUACGAUAAAGACGACACGUGGUAUAGGGUAACUAUAGCCGGUUCUGUGUCGUCUGAGAUGGUGUCCGUGUAUUUCUGUGACUUCGGUGAUCUGGCUUUGUUUGCGAACGAGUCGCUUCGUCCCGUGCCGGCCACGGUUCCUCUAGCGCGAUCCUUACCACCGCAGGCUAUCAAGGCUCGGCUUUACGAUGUAAAGCCGUUGCAUAAAGACUGGACAGUUGAAGACUGUAUCAGAUUCCAGGAACUGUGUGUGGAGCAACAGUUUGUUGGUGUGUGUAAGGAUGUUGGCAAGGACCCUUUGAAUCCGACGGAGCCGCUGGUCACCCUAGACCUGAUUGAUACCUCCACUGAUGAAGACAUUUAUUUGAACAAGCAGUUGGUUGCUGAGGGAAGGGCUCGUCUAGCUUCAGUUUCCUCUACCUAA